UCUUGUAUGAGAACAAGUGGAAAUCAGCAUCUGGUUCCCGUACAUUAUUACGACAUUCAUCUGUGGGAGGAUCUAUUCGACUUCCCUGUGCUGUCGCUUUCGGUUGUAGCAUAAUACCAGCUGUACGUGCGCAACGGUUUCACCUCGACCUGAACCGACACUAGUGCUGACUGACUGACUGACAGCGACCCCGCGAGCCGCUGCAGUCACUGGAGACCCAGCCAUGAGUGUCAGCUCAACACGGAGCAGCGGGGAAGAAAUCGACGAGCUGGAGUCCGUUUGCUGGUAUCAUUAUGAUUUGUCCCGGCACACCGCUGAAGCUCUUCUCCUUUCGAAUGGGGUAGAUGGGAGUUUUUUACUCAGAAACAGCAACAAAGGAUCUGACUGCUAUGCUUUGUCUGUCCGAGCAAAGGAUUCAGUGAAACACUUUCAUGUCCGGCAGCAGUUUGGCAAAUAUUCCUUUGGCUUCAAUGAAUUUCCUUCCCUUCAGGAUUUUUGCAGUCACCUUGCCAAUCAGCCCUUGCUAGGCAGCGAGACAGGAAACCUGAUAGUGCUGCGGUUCCCAUACCCACGGCAGGUGGAAGAGCCAUCCAUUUAUGAGACGGUGUGUGUGCAUACGGUCAUGCAGACAGGCCGGCAUGAAAACGACCUAGUGCCUAAUGCUCCAGCACUUGGCACUAAAGAAGGCUAUCUGGUUAAACAAGGAGCGAUAAUCAAGAACUGGAAGCAGAGAUGGUUCACACUGAAUAGAAAUGAACUUAAAUAUUUCAAGGAUAAAAUGUUUGUAGAGCCAAUACGAACCCUGGAUCUGACGGAGUGCUCUGCUGUCCAGUUUGAUUACAGUCAGGAGAGGGUCAACUGCUUCUGUCUGGUGCUCCCCGAGAGGACAUUUUAUUUCUGUGCAAAAUCUGGUGCUGAGGCAGAUGAAUGGAUUAAGAUACUACGAUGGAAACUGUCACAGAUAAAGAAAGGACGAUGAUGUUCAACUCGGAGAGAAGUACUGGAGCAAAUGCAAGCUGUGUGCAGUUUUGUAUUAGUAAAUACAGAGGAUUUAUUCACUGCAUCUGAUGCUCUGUGAUCUUGGCAUCAUGGUUGUACAGCUCAUCACACAUAAGAUGCCUUCUGGGCAAUAAAUCACAUCUAAGUGAAGUGAAGUCCCAAGGCACCGUGCUAUUGUGCUUUAUAAAGAUAUCUGGAGGCUGUGCACUACCAAUGUUGCGAUUAUAAUUGACAAUAGGUGUUUUUUUCCGAUAUUGUGUUCUGUGUUGAGCUUUCAGUUCUUCUUAUUCUUCUCCAACCCAAGCUAAACAGUGUGUCUGCUCUUAAAUGUAUACAUCCCCCCCUUAUAUACAUGUUUGCAACUGAGGUAAAGAUAUAAUUAAUUUUAUUAGUUGAAACCUUUGGAUGCAAUAUACUUCCUAUAUACUUGUUCAUCAUGAUAAGCUUCAUAAAUAAACACAUCUUACGAAUUUUAAAUCUUAAAUACAAUCACCAUAAAUAAAAAACUAAACGUAGCCUAUAAACAAACAUCACCACUACUAAGCUUCUAAGUCUGACAACUCAUUUGGUCUUUAGUUGAAAAAUAUUUUCCUUUAAAGUUAGAAUGGUUUUCAGGAGCGGGAUUAUGUACAAGAAGACAAGGCUGUGAAAGUGGAUUAGAUGAGUUUACCUGUUUGGCUUAAUUACUUUUAAUGUCCCCAACAACCUCUGUAGACCCAUUUAGCCGUUUGUUGUAGAACAAGACAUGAAACAAUCCUGAGCUUGUGUUAACUACAAACACUAUUUCAGGCAUUUAACCAAAAACCCCAUUCAA
Messenger RNA from Sinocyclocheilus grahami, 1813 nucleotides. RefSeq names its product dual adaptor of phosphotyrosine and 3-phosphoinositides (gene dapp1). The transcript is spliced from 9 exons. The record is from RefSeq and is a predicted model, not a curated record. Lineage: Eukaryota; Metazoa; Chordata; Actinopteri; Cypriniformes; Cyprinidae. The coding region runs from base 224 to 979 and encodes 251 amino acids.